Molecule: messenger RNA, 3276 nt
Organism: Cuculus canorus (common cuckoo)
Lineage: Eukaryota; Metazoa; Chordata; Aves; Cuculiformes; Cuculidae
Gene: RAD51
Product: RAD51 recombinase
Exons: 10
Coding region: 276-1295 (339 amino acids)
Biological process (GO): reciprocal meiotic recombination; mitotic recombination-dependent replication fork processing; double-strand break repair via homologous recombination
Cellular component (GO): condensed nuclear chromosome
Molecular function (GO): ATP binding; single-stranded DNA binding; ATP hydrolysis activity
Source: RefSeq, a predicted model, not a curated record
GUGGCUGCGCGCGCGCGCGGUCACGUGACGCCGCGGCGGGCAAUUCCGAACGGCAGCGAUCGCACCGGGCGCUGCGUGUGGGCCCGGCCCGGCCUGCGGGGCGAGGAACGGGGCCUCCGUCGGGGCCCAGCCCGCGGGGUGAGGAACGGGGCCUCCGCCGGGGCCCAGCCUGUGGGUUGAGGAACGGGGCGUCCGCCGGGGCCCAGCCCGCGGGGUGAGGAACGGGACGAGGAACGGGGCCUCCGCGGGUUGCGCUGUGCGUGGUACCUGCUACAAUGGCCAUGCAGAUGCAGUUUGAAGCAAAUGCAGAUACGUCAGUGGAGGAGGAGAGCCUUGGGCCACAGCUCAUUUCCAGGCUGGAGCAAUGUGGCAUAAAUGCAAACGAUGUGAAGAAAUUAGAAGAAGCUGGAUUUCACACGGUUGAGGCUGUUGCUUAUGCCCCCAAGAAGGAGCUGCUCAAUAUUAAAGGCAUCAGUGAGGCCAAAGCUGACAAAAUCUUGGCAGAAGCAGCUAAACUGGUUCCCAUGGGUUUCACCACUGCGACGGAAUUCCAUCAGCGAAGGUCAGAGAUCAUCCAGAUCACCACUGGGUCCAAAGAACUCGAUAAACUUCUCCAAGGAGGAAUAGAAACAGGGUCCAUAACAGAGUUAUUUGGGGAGUUCCGCACUGGAAAAACACAGCUGUGUCACACCCUGGCCGUAACCUGUCAACUUCCCAUUGACCGAGGAGGCGGUGAAGGGAAAGCUAUGUACAUCGACACAGAAGGGACCUUCCGCCCAGAGCGCCUUCUUGCUGUGGCUGAAAGAUACGGCCUAUCGGGCAGCGAUGUCCUGGAUAAUGUGGCCUACGCUCGAGGUUUUAACACGGAUCAUCAGACCCAGCUCCUGUACCAGGCAUCUGCCAUGAUGGCUGAGUCACGGUACGCGCUGCUGAUCGUGGACAGUGCCACAGCCCUUUACCGCACAGAUUACUCGGGAAGAGGCGAGCUGUCAGCAAGGCAGAUGCAUCUGGCCAGAUUCCUGCGCAUGCUGCUCCGACUCGCUGAUGAGUUCGGUGUGGCCGUUGUGAUCACCAACCAAGUGGUAGCACAAGUAGAUGGAGCAGCCAUGUUUGCUGCAGAUCCCAAAAAACCUAUUGGAGGAAACAUCAUAGCACACGCUUCCACCACGAGACUCUACCUGCGGAAAGGCCGAGGUGAAACCCGGAUCUGCAAGAUUUAUGACUCUCCUUGCCUUCCCGAGGCUGAAGCGAUGUUUGCUAUUAACGCUGAUGGAGUAGGAGAUGCUAAAGACUGAAGGCUCCAUUUCAUUUCCCGUCUAACCCAGGACUCGGUGUCCGUCAAAGGCUCCUUUCCUCAUGGCACCUUCUGGAUGCUUCCGCAGCACAGCUGCUCUUCAGAUGCUGGGCGAGGACUCUGCUGUGUUUCAGCAUGUACGUCCCUUGCAUGAAUAUGCUGAGAGGUGUCACGAGGUGCUGCUUGGAAGAGAUUGACCCUCUUGGGCUUCAUUCACACAUUAGGUUAAUGAGUUUUCUUGGGAAUGCUUUCCGAGCACCAUAGCCUUGAUGUUGUCCUCACAGAUGUGAGGACUCUCACGUCUGGCUGGAUUCUACUCGUGGACACAGCGCGGUCGUCUAAGAGCACACUGUGAUAGUUCCCGACGUUGUAAAUUUGAGGUGGGUUUAUCCAAAAAGAAAAGCAGUGACUUAAAUACUGCCUGGAUGUCUUUAAUUAUAAAACAAAGCAGAAUGGCAUUCCUCGAUAAGAGUUUGAAGGCGUUGCUGGGAUUGGUGAUGAGGACAAUCCUUGUUCUUUAUGUUAAUCUUGGUUUGAUGCUGCAACGCUCUGAGGUUUGGGGACUGUUAAUUUGCAUUUCAGUGACUUCUUUUGUAUUUUGUUUUUUUCUGAUGGAAAUCUGCUUUUAAUAAAAAGGACCAUGAAAAUACGGGCGACGUCACGGGUUUCUUGGAGCGUGAAUCUUCAAUGAAUCUCAGUCUGGAUUGAUCAUCUCUGUGAUGUGCAAUGCGUGACGGAACCGUUCCCAGUGCCCUCUUGGUCUCUUUUACAAGGGUUUGAGGUUAAAAACGGUUCUUUUCUAUUAUGCAGUAUUUUUAUAGGAGCUGCGCCGUUGUGAACUGCUCUAAACUUGAUUAAAAAACAAUAUCGCAGUGGUGGUUGGCAGCUGAUCAUGUUUUCCUUGUUCUGUUCCUCUGGCCCAGUUUUUCUGGGACAAACAAAUGAGGAAGAUGCGCGGGGGCUCCAGUUGGCUCUUGCAGGUGCUGCAGUCGUUCGGGUACAGAAACAUUCGUGUGCAUCGAGUACUGAAGCCGAGGAGCUGGUGCGUUCUCUGCUCUCCUCUUCAGAGGGCAAUGCCUUUGCUCCUUAACUCUGCAUACCCGCAGGGCGGCUGCUCUUCCUCGUCCACAGAUGAGCACAAGAGCCCGUUGCUGUCACCACUGCCUGCAGCUGAUUUUCAGCAAUCAAAGCUCACGUGAAAAUGUCAAGUAAUUGGGGGGUUUUUGUCUUCUUUCUCUUAAACGCAGAACCUGUUUUGAAAGGUCUUUCUCCAGUUCUCUCGGGGUGUCGCAGGAGCAGCACACAGGUCCGUGUGUCCCUUGGGGCUUCUGUUAUGGGAAGGAAUCUUUGUUAAAGGUCAUGACCCAGCCCAAAACAGUUGGCUUGGUGGGGGUUCGAUGUGCCCAGUGCCUCAGUUUCCCCACUGAGCCCUGAGGCUGCAGCAUCAGCCUCUCACCGACACCUCCAUCGCCUUUGCCAACUCACGGUGCUCCAACUGGGGAGGAGACAAAUGGCCAAAGGACCUGAAAAGACAUUUGAGCAGCUUCCAGGACUGAAAGGGGCUCCAGGAAAGCUGGGAGGGGCUCUGGAUCAGGGAGGGCAGGGACAGGAUGAGAGGAAUGGUUUUCAGCUGAAAGAGGGGAGACAGAUUGAGGUGAGAUCUUAGGCAGAAAUGUUUUGCUGUGAGGGUGGCUGGAUUUACCAGCAGGAAGGUAAAGCCUCCGUAUCACUCGACUCUCACCCUUGUCUUGACCAGGAAUCCAAGAUUUUUUGGGUCACGGUGAAACAAAGGCUCUGGGAGGAAAAAAAAAAAUCUGAUUUUAGGGAGAGAUGGAAGCUCAGUCCUGAACGCCCCCAAGGGAAGCGACAGCGGGAGCUGCGUCUCUGCCGGCUUCCCGGGAGAGCCCUCAUUGGGUCCCACUCACGCCCUUCGCCACCCUCUUCUCCAGACUGGCUGAGAAGCCCCUCCACAAAACGCACCG